AUGAAACAUUUUAUGAAACUGAAACACUUAUCCAGUUUAAGAAUCCGUACAUUCAUUCACACAAGUUGCACAGUUCACGGCGUAAGCAUCAUCUACCUCACAUCGGAAGACCGCCACGAUCACAAUUUUAUCUUCAAACAGUUUCAAAGGAAUCCCGCAUCUCAUCCCGGGGGUGGGAUUAGUGCGAAGAUCCCGCUUGACAGCCGGGAUUAUGGUACACAAACUAUUCAUAAAACUUCAUACAAACCAGCUAUUCAAAGGUCUAAGGAAUAUAGAAAAACAAAAAGAAAAAACGAUGAAGAUUCUUUUGAACCAGUUAGUUUUGUUUUAGGUGGAAGAUUCAAAAGGGAUUUGGGAUCUGGGAAUAUUAUGAUAACGCAACAUUUUAACGACAAAAUCGUUUCGCCUGGUGAAGAUGUUAGUCUACAAUGUACGGCCACGUCAGAUCGACCACCGCGCUUCAUAUGGGAGAGAGAUGGCGUUGUUAUAUCGUCUAACACAGAUUCGAGAUAUAUUCUAGGGCAAAUGAUGGCCCCAUCGGGUAUUGGAGUUAUAUCUCACCUCAAUAUUUCGAGGUCGAGGGUGGAAGACGGUGGUUUAUACGCAUGUAUUGCGUAUGAAGGAGAUGUUAGUACUAAGCAUGGUGCUAGGAUAGAUGUCUAUGGUCCUCCAUAUAUAAGAACUCUGCCACCAAUUAAAGUACAAAGCGGCGAUUCUUUGAAGCUACGAUGUCCCUACUACGGUUUUCCUAUCAGCAAAUUAGAAUGGGAACAUAAAGGAAAAAAAAUCAUAAGUUCAAUGCUUCCUCAACAUGCAAGAUACAAGCGGACUAACUUGAACAAUAAACGUAAAAACACUAGGAAAAGACGCAGAAAAAGACAGGUGUUAGAGUCUAGUGAAGAAGGCGUGUUGAGUAUUGAAAGGAUUGUAAAGGAGGAAAACGGGGAAAUGUAUACUUGUAUAGUAUAUAGUCCUUCUGGAGAAAUGGCUAGAAGAUCCUUUGAAAUUCAAGUCGUUGAAGCUCCGGAGUUAGAUGAACUCCGAGUUGGUUCAGGACUUAAGGAAGGACAGAUCGUUCAAAUUACUUGUAAUAUUAUUAGCGGAGAUCCACCUAUUUUCUUCUCUUGGCUUAAAGAUGGUAUGAAGAUUCCAGCCACUUUGAAGAUAACAGAACGUAGUUCUGAAUUAUUUAGCGUUUUAAUUAUUAAGCGGGUAUCUCUAGAACACUGUGGAAGAUACACCUGUAUUGCCACAAACCACGUAGGAAAGGUCAAUCAAACUACUGAUUUAUAUAUAAAUGUUGCACCAAAAUGGGUAGAGGAGCCAGCGAAUACGUCUCUUCUUUUAGGACAGCGGGGUAUAGUAGAUUGCAACGCUAACGGCUAUCCCACGCCUCAAAUACAUUGGAUGAAGAGAGAUGCUGCAUUAGGUAUUUGGAGGCCAAUACUCGACCUGGCAGGGGGAGGGGUCUCGAGUUAUCCAAACGGUUCGCUAUCAUUAGAAGUGGUAUCACUGGCGGAUGAAGGAGAGUACGCGUGUCAUGUAGACAACGGUGUAGGCGAGCCCUUACAUAGAAAUCUGUGGAUAAGUGUUAAUAAGCCAGUGCACUUUGAAUCCAUGGGAAUGAAUCUGACUACUAAAAUGGGAUUGCCAAUAUCGUUGACUUGCCAACCCUUAGGAGACAGCCCUAUACGAAUUAAAUGGACUGUUGAUGGGAAACCUGUGGAGUUUACGUCUUCCAGAAUAACAAUAUCAGAAAGUGUAACAUCGAAUGGUAUAAAAAGUUCAAUAAAUAUAAACUAUGUGGAGAGUAGAGACGGCGGUACUUAUGAAUGUAGAGCGAGCAAUCCGUACGGUGUCGCCACGUUCAAUAUACAUUUAAAUAUACUUGAACCUCCAACCCCACCAACGGAUCUCCAAAUAGAUUCUAUCACAAGUUCUUCAAUAAAGCUCUCAUGGCGAGACACCAUCUCAUCCCACGUACAGUACUACAGCGUACAGUACUCUUCAAAUCACUAUACUUUAUGGGAAUCUGCUAAAACCAUCAAUAUCACCAGACAAGAAAACGACAUACGACAAAGUAUAGAACUCAGAGACCUGACGCCUGCGGUCGAGUAUCGCGCGCGAAUUGCCGCCGGCAAUCAAGUGGACCUCAGUCCGUACACGCAGGCCGUACACUUCACUACGUUACAGGAAGCACCAUCAUCAAGUCCCUUGGGAGUCCAGGUCCAACAAACAGAUAGUCCUGGAGAACUAUUUGUAUCUUGGAUACCGCCUGCGCGAGAAACUCAUAAUGGAGCGUUACAAGGAUACCACGUGAAGGCAGUUCCUAGAAUAAAUGGAGAAGGAAACAAUGACUCUCAGACGAAAAUGGUGAAAGUCAUUUCAAGAAAAGGAAAGCAAGAGACAGUUUUAAGCGGCCUUUUAAAAAACACCAGGUAUGCAGUGUCUGUAAGUGCAUUCAAUUCAGCAGGAAAUGGGCCAUAUUCUUUACCAGUAUAUCAAACUACUAGAGAGGGAGCCCCAGAAGAACCGCCAUCUAGCGUAGAAUGUGUGGGAGCAUCUUCUACGUCAGUACGUGCUGCGUGGAGACAGAUCGCACGCACUGCCUUGUUAGGAUACACCGUACAUUAUUCUAAUGAUGAUGGUCCAUGGUUAAAUAUAACGACACCACAUACGGAAUUAUAUCUGCAAGGUCUUCUCAAAUACACCAACUAUACGAUCAAAGUUGCUGGAUUUUCCAACUAUGGCGUUGGACCAUUUUCGUAUCCAGUUGUAUGCACUACUUUACAAGAUGUUCCCGGACCGCCAUCUGCUAUAAAAGCCUUAGUUUCAUCUCCUACAUCCAUACUUGUCAGUUGGAAGAGACCUGAUCAACCUAAUGGAGACAUCACACACUAUACUGUUUACGUUAAACCUGUCACAAGUACAAAUGCGCCACAAAGCUAUCGCGUAGAGCCUCAGGAGUCUACAAGACAGCUCUCGUUCCCUCUAUCAGGGCUAAGUACGGGCGCGUACGAAGUGUUUGCUCGCGCGCAUACUAGUGCUGGUGAAGGCGCGCCUAGUAAUAGAGUGCAUGUGGAAGUUAGUAGCAGAGUGGUAGCAGGCGUAGCGUCUUUAGGAGGAACCAUCUCAGUAGGGGUCGGAUCGUCCCUCCUCUUAGUCUGCCAGUGCGUGGGGUCUCCCCCGCCCCGCACUGUGUGGUAUCACAAACAUAACAUCAUAACACACCAUCCAAGAUUCACAAGGAACCAUGAUGACAGUUUGCUUAUAAAUAAUAUAGACCAAUCACUUAGCGGUAACUACACUUGUCUCGCUAAAAAUCUGUAUGGAUCGGACUCAGUAUCAUAUGAAGUGUCAGUUCUGCCAACACCAGAGCCUCCUGUAUUAAGAGUGACGUCACACAAAAAUGCUCUGCACUUACAAUGGGACCAACCUAAGAAAGUUUCUGGAAAGAAUCAGAAAAUUAUAUACGAGCUAACUUGGAAAGAAGCGAAUGUCGCGUGGCAAGACACGUGGUCAGACAAAGGCGUCACCGUGCAAGGAGUGCAAGAGUAUACUCUAGAAGGACUGAAAUGUGGUACCAAAUAUUCUUUGAGAAUGACAGCUGCUAAUAGUGUUGGUGCUUCACAGCCGGCGUAUGUCGAUGCCAUGACUUUGGGUGGAGUUCCAAUAUCACCAACAACAACUGAAUGGUUCUGGAGUAACGCGACGCACAUAUACAUACAGCUAAGUGGAUGGGAAGAUAAUGGAUGUGAAAUUACAAGGUGGGAAGUCGAUUAUAGAGAAUAUGGAGGGAAGUUGUGGAGACGAGCGGAGAAUAGAUUACCAAUAGACCCAGUAUGGAACAGCCCACUGGUAACUCCGAAUUCCUUCGUCAUAUCUGCUUUAGUACCAGCGCGGUGGUACCAACUACGCGUGCUCGCUGAGAACGCGGCAGGCGUAGACGCGGCUGUUUAUAUGUAUGCUACUACCACUGUACAAGGGGAGGCGAUAGGACCUCCCACAGACUACUACGAUAUCAAUAUGCUAGUGAUUGUUUGCAGCUCGAUCUUGCUGCUCAUUUGCUUGUUCACUUGCCUCUAUAUUUUAGUAAAACGACAUAACCAUCAAAGAUUAACAGAAUACAGAAACUCCCUAACCGGAGAAUGUAAAGCAGAGCGCGUCCCACAACCCGCACCUGACAAUAGUCGGGUUUACAGUACACCUGUACACCUCACUGCUGAUGCUAAGCAUGAACUGUAUGAGAUAAGUCCGUACGCGCAAUUCGCUAUCGGAUUUCGAACAUUCGGUCACGUGGACAAUCAAGAAGCACCCGCCAGAAUGUUACCUGGAAAUAGCAAGAGAUAUGAUAGUGAAACAAGCUUUCAAAUGAGAUCAGAAUCAGAAGAAAGCGACUGUGUUUCAAGAACAACCACCUUAAAAAGUGCACCACGAAAAGCGUGCAGAGUUCCGCACCACAGCCGAUUCCGGCCACGGCGGCCAAUCUCAAUGAGAUUAGCCAACUGCGCAGGAGAUAUUAUAGUGCUCAAGUGUACGCGCAGACACAAGUGCACUCUCUAUUCCUAUCACUCUCAUACUCCGGUGGGACGACCACUCGACACGACCGGUGAGAGUUUAGGCGCAGGACCGACGGCUUUACGUGCUCUCCGAGGCACGGGGGUGAAACACCGCCAACUUCCCAACUCCGGGCUGUUACUGAGACCUUCUAUACAGGAAGACUCAAUAACUAAACUUGGCCCGACCCGGGACUCGAACCCAGGACCUCCGGGUGUGCAGCCGUACAUGCUAGCCACUACACCACCGAGGCAGUUAAAAUAUAUAAUAAUAUAUAAAGAGUAUUUG
Molecule: messenger RNA, 4845 nt
Organism: Brenthis ino (lesser marbled fritillary)
Lineage: Eukaryota; Metazoa; Arthropoda; Insecta; Lepidoptera; Nymphalidae
Source: the annotation of a GenBank genome assembly